AUGUCAGACUCUACGAAGGACUGCGUGAUCGAGGUUGGAGAGGUCGCCUCUCCUGUGGUCAACGAGAAGUCAACCCCAAAGAGCAGUUUGAGCGUUUCCGAGAUCCCCGGGCGCACAUCAUCGUUCAUCUCGGAAUGGACGCCCUUCGGUCUGGUCGCCUCAUACUACGUCUUCUCAGUAUGUCUGUACAUGUACUGCAGCAACAGCUUGAUUGCCAUCUUCUGGUUUAUCUACAUGUGCACCAACUUCUACAUCGCCGGUACAACUGUUCUGGAGGCAUUCUUCAGCAUCACUCCUUGUCGUGAGGCAAGAGAGAUUGUCACCCAGGCACAGGAGAAGGAGUGGCUGUUCCCUACGCCGCACCAUCAGCUACCAAUCAUCGAUCUGCUCAUCGUCGCCUACCUACCCAACGAGCAGGACAUCAUCAUGGAUCGCGCUCUCUAUGCGCUUGAGCAGAUUGACUACCCCUCGAACAGGAUACGCAUCAAUAUCCUCUACAACACCCCGAAAGCAAUCGAGCCAUUGGAGAGCGAGCUAGCCGCACUUCCGCAGCGCUUCCCACACGCAAGGGUCAUCAAGGUGCCCAACUCCACCUCCAAGGCCGACAAUCUUAACUACUUCUUCACGCUGGACACUGGAUCGGACAUCAUCGCCAUCUACGAUUGCGACCACUACCCCCACCCGAACUCACCCAGAUGGGCUGCCGAACGAUUCGUCGCUGACAAGCAGGUUGACAUUGUUCAGGGUCGUUGCAUCGUCUUCAACUCCGAUGAUAGCUUCAUGACCAACAUGAUCGCUGUCGAGUUUGACAAGAUCUACGCUGUUUCUCACCCGGGUCGCUCUACUAUGUGGGGUUUUGGUCUCUUCUGCGGUUCUAAUGGUUACUGGCGCACUUCAUUACUGCGCGAUCUGAAGAUGGACGACACUAUGCUUACCGAGGACAUUGACUCUGCUCUCCGCGCCUUCUCCAAAGGUGCGAAGACUGUUCACGAUCUCAAUGUCACUUCGUACGAGCUGGCCCCCACCACCUUUGGCGCAUUCUGGAAGCAACGUCUCCGGUGGGCUCAGGGUUGGGCUCAAGCGAGUAUGCGUCACAUGAAGAUGGUCUGGAACGGAGUCAAGGAUCCACUGCACGAGGAGCAUGCCAAGCGUAGCUUCACUGCCCGCUUCGGUGUACUGUCACUACUGCUCAUCCGCGAGUCUUCGUACUAUCUGGUUACCCAGUACACGUGUCUCGUCGCGUCAUUCAUUAUCGUCAAGUUUCCGACUUCCGGGGACGAGCUGUGGAGGCUGGUCUAUUUCCAAUACCCUGUAUCACAGUGGCUUUUCAUCAUCAGUAUCGUCUGCUUGAUUGCUACGCUCUGGAUUACCAACCAGGUCAAGUCCGAGUACAUCUCUCGGAGGAUGAUUAUUCUCUUUUCAGUUCUGUAUCCUUUCUAUCUUAUUCUCAACGCCACGAUCGGUCUAUACGGUCAUGCUCGUCAGCUUGUCAACUACAGCUCCUGGAACCCAACAGCCAGGAAGUAA
Molecule: messenger RNA, 1527 nt
Organism: Alternaria alternata
Lineage: Eukaryota; Fungi; Ascomycota; Dothideomycetes; Pleosporales; Pleosporaceae
Product: N-acetylglucosaminyltransferas-like protein
Exons: 2
Coding region: 1-1527 (508 amino acids)
Biological process (GO): proteolysis
Molecular function (GO): aspartic-type endopeptidase activity
Source: RefSeq, a predicted model, not a curated record